This is a messenger RNA of Impatiens glandulifera, 1330 nucleotides long. Its product is annotated as B3 domain-containing protein At2g36080-like. Gene Ontology annotation, molecular function: DNA binding; DNA-binding transcription factor activity. The transcript is spliced from 3 exons. The record is from RefSeq and is a predicted model, not a curated record. Lineage: Eukaryota; Viridiplantae; Streptophyta; Magnoliopsida; Ericales; Balsaminaceae. Bases 92 to 949 code for a protein of 285 amino acids.
GUUCUUUACAUCAAAAUCAAAAUUCAUCACGUCUCUCUCUCUCUUCUUUCACACUGAUUCACGAAUUCAUACUAAACAACUUAUUCCGACAAUGCCUAUGAACCAUUUCUCAUCAGAAAUCCCAGAACCGGUCUGGUGGGGAUUUCAACAACAAUCCAUAAUUACUUCUCAAUCUCAACCUUUCAAGCUUUCACACCCUCAAUCAACAACAACCGCCGCCGCCGCCGCCGUAGAAGGUUCCAGAUUCAGUUUCGACUUAAACGGAGAAUACAGAGGAGUAGAUAAGGAGCCGAUGUUCGAGAAGCCACUCACCCCGAGUGACGUAGGCAAGCUGAACCGACUCGUAAUACCGAAACAACACGCGGAGAAGUAUUUCCCCUUGAGCGGAUUCACCGGCGACGAGGCGGCGGCGGCGGAGAAAGGGUUGUUACUGAGUUUGGAGGACGAGUUGGGAAAGUUUUGGCGAUUCCGGUAUUCGUAUUGGAAUAGUAGUCAGAGUUAUGUUUUGACUAGAGGAUGGAGUCGAUAUGUUAAAGAGAAACGGCUUGAUGCCGGAGAUAUUGUCGUUUUUGAGCGCGGCGGAGAUCGGUUGUUUAUUGGCUGGAGACGCCGUGGCUUAACAGCGGCUCAACCUGGUGUUUCGGCGGCUUCGAUAACAGUGGCCGGAAAUGAGGGAGGAGGGUAUUAUCGUGGGCAUACUUCUUCUUCUUCUUCCUCAUCUUCUUAUUAUCAUGUGCAUACACAGAGAAAUUAUGAUAAUCUCUUUCCACCAUCUGACUCAUAUCUUCUUCAUGCAGGGAUAAGUGAUGAAAAUCAUGUGCAGCAACAGUUGACGGCAACGACGUCGUUUGUCGGGAACCAAAAGAGGUCUUUGAGGCUGUUUGGAGUCAACAUGGAGUGCCAACAAGCUGAUGAUCAUAUUGAUGAUGUAGUCUCCGGCAACUUGUAAUAAACUUACAAUUAACACAACUGGGAGAGGGAGAAAGGGGGUAUGUAUUAAGAAGAUGAUACGAUGAUAGAUAAAUAUCAACGAAGAUCUUUGGGAUUUGACAACUUUCUGCUCGAUUUUACUUUUAUUUAAUGGAUGUCCACUUGUUGGGAUAUUGUCAAGAUCGAGGAAAGAAGAUCAUACAUGUUCAUCUUUUAUAUAUAUAUAUAUUUAUUAGAAGAGUCCUUUAAUUUAAUUUAGUAUUAGAAUGCAAAAUUAAUGAUCAGAACUAGGUUGUGGGUAUUAAAGAUAAGAAGAAAAAAUGGAAAAUCCCAGAUUUUCUGGAUUUUAUAUGAGAGGAUAUUAAAAAAAGGAGAAAUAGGGCUGACGUCAUCCAUGAUA